Molecule: messenger RNA, 1782 nt
Organism: Lachancea sp. 'fantastica'
Lineage: Eukaryota; Fungi; Ascomycota; Saccharomycetes; Saccharomycetales; Saccharomycetaceae
Source: the annotation of a GenBank genome assembly
AUGCUAUCGGUUAUCGUGAAGCGACAGGCGAGGCGUUCUUUAACAAGCUGCCGACCUCUGCUUCAAAACGCGCCCAAAUACGACGAUGCUGAGCUCCUGGCAGGUAAGCUAAACAGGGCAUCGUACUCGGCGAAAAGAAGCAAAGAAAGCUACCAGUGGGCGGAAAGAUCAUCCCAGGAGAUGGAGGCCGAGCAUAACGAUCGUAUGGCUCGCAUGAUGAAGCUGCGCGCAGUUUUCCAAGGUCUUUUCUUGGUUGUAGGCGUAGGGGCGGCAUACACGGCUUACAUGCAAUGGCCACAGAUCAAAAGUUGGUGGGUGGCUGAAAGAAGCGUGUUAGAUGACGAUGCGAUCGAAGUUUUGAAGAAACAAAGCGCUAAAAAGAGGGAAAUCGAAUUCCCUAAAAUUCCAGCCUCAGAGCCUUCCAGCAGUGAACCUGGCGUUUACUUUUGGGGUUCUGGUCGCAACGAUAACAAAAACAGCAAGUUUCCUUUACGAGUUGCUCAUUUCGACGGUCAAAAGCUGAGGGAUGUUUGUCUUUCAACACAGAACGGCAAUUUGGCUAUCGACAAAAAUGGCGAUCUGUAUACUUGGGAUGCCAAGUCCAAGAAACUGAUUUUGGCCGAUCAGGAUCUGGUGCAGGCAAAAUCUUCAAGUGGUGUUGCUUAUGCACUAACGAAGAAAGGUGAGCUUUUGGUUGUUCCGCUCACGGAUCACAAGCUAAGGUCGAAGUUUUCGCACCAGCAGAGAUCGUGGCUACUGCCAUGGAGGAAAUACUGUCACUACGACUUCAAACUAGAAACUAAAGAUGCCUUUUCGGGACGCCGCGAAAAUAAAGUCACUCAAUUUGAUGUCGGCAAAGAGCAUCUGGUCUUUUUGUCAAACUCAGGAAAGGCUUACACUUGCGCCACGGGACUAGGGGAGUCGCAGGAAGCAGCCAAGUCAAGAGGUCAGUUUGGCGUUCCAACUCUCUCACAAUUCGAUCCUUUCCCCAAGAGCAACAAGAUUUAUGAGAUUGAGCUUUUGAACCACAAUGCCGUUGGAAGCGAAGGCGUUGCCCGAACGAUCAAGAAAAUAGCGUGUGGAGAUUACCAUACCCUUGCUCUUGACUCCUUGGGCGAUCUUUACUCUUUCGGGCUCAAUACCCAUGGUCAGUUGGGCCAGCCCAUAAGGUACGACAUGGAGUAUCUCCCAUUUCCAAAGGUAGUAAGUGGCUUUAGCGCACAUUUCCCAAGAGACACGUACUUGAGGUGCGUUGAUGUCAAUGCUUCGGGAGAUACCUCGUUUGUCACUAUUGUGCCGCAAGAUCUUCACAAAUUCAUCAGGAACAAAGGAAGUGUGUCUCUACAAGACGACCUGGACAAAAUCACGUAUUUCUCUUUUGGUGGGGGAAUUAGCGGCGAACUGGGGAAUGGCAAUUUCAAGCAUUGCCAACAAGAUCCAACGAAACUGAAGGUAGUCAAUGAGGCGUCGAAAGACAGUUCGACAGCAACUAUCAGACCGCCAAAGAUAGUGAAGUGGUCUUGUGGAAGUGACCACAUGUUGACAGAGCUGGAGGAUCGCGAAGUUUUGGCUUGGGGAUCAAACAGCCAAGGUCAGCUUGGUAAUGGUAAGAAAAUCAAGUCUUGCAGACCUGUUAAUAUUCCUCAACUACUGGAGCCUGGUAGCAAUUUGAGCACUUCCCCAGAGCGGAUGCAGCAGCACCUACUGACAAGCCUAAAAUUAAUUCCGGGUCAAACCAUGGUAGCGGGAGAAAGGUCCAGUUGUAUUUAUUGGCAAGCUUGA